Molecule: messenger RNA, 432 nt
Organism: Hansenula anomala
Lineage: Eukaryota; Fungi; Ascomycota; Saccharomycetes; Phaffomycetales; Wickerhamomycetaceae
Gene: ERG28
Product: Erg28p
Exons: 2
Coding region: 1-432 (143 amino acids)
Cellular component (GO): endoplasmic reticulum; membrane
Molecular function (GO): protein-macromolecule adaptor activity
Source: RefSeq, a predicted model, not a curated record
AUGUCCAGUUUCCUUGAUUUAGUCGGUCCUUGGAUCCCUCAAACUCCAGGAAUCCUUCCAAAAUGGUUAUUAUUCAUCUCAAUUGUCUCCGUCUUUAAUUCAGCUCAAACUUACUUCUCAGGCUUGGAAUUAACAAGAAGAGUAUAUGAAAACAAACCUUUAGAAACUACAAACUUAUCAGCUCGUACUUUUGGUACUUGGACUUUUGUCUCUGCUGUUAUUAGAUUUUAUGGUGCUUAUUAUUUAACAAAUCCUCAAGUUUAUCAAAUUACUUUAGCUUCAUACUUAAUUGCAUUUUUCCAUUUUAAUUCUGAAUGGUUGAUUUUCAAAACUGCUAAAUUUGGUAAAGGUUUAUUAGGUCCUUUAAUUGUGGCUACUUCAACUAUUGUUUGGAUGACUUUACAAAAAGAUUACUACAUGGGUUUAGCUUAG